Molecule: messenger RNA, 3005 nt
Organism: Gasterosteus aculeatus aculeatus (three-spined stickleback)
Lineage: Eukaryota; Metazoa; Chordata; Actinopteri; Perciformes; Gasterosteidae
Source: RefSeq, a predicted model, not a curated record
UGCUUGUUACUUAUUAACAAGUUGAACGUACGUCAUUAUUUACAGGCUGUAGUUGCCUGUGAAUUAGCUUAGUCAGACGCCCCGAACCGCCCUCUGAUUGGCUGCUGUCUUCACUUCAAAACCGCUCUUUGAUGGCGGAUUAUUUACCGACAAAACCAUUUGGAUCCAAGAGCGUAAUUCUUGAGUUGUUAUCCAGCAGCUGUCUGGGUAAAAUCAUGUCUCUGUCUCGGCCCCCUCGGCUUGUUUGGACACCGUGGUAUUACGAGAGAAAAAAAAGACAGAAGGAGAAAAAAAAUGUGUGCAAUGGAACGUGUCGAACAAUCUACUCACCCAGAUAUGAAGCGACCAAAGAGCCCCGACGAAGGCCGUCCUGCCGAGGGUCAGCGGGGACGGGGGGAGGACAUGGAGGAGGAAGAUGAGGAGGAGAGGAAGGGGGCGGCCGUGCACAGGGCCAAACGCGAGCGGCGCCAAGGCUGCAGCACGGCCACGAUGUGCCGAGUGUGCAACAUCCAGCUGAACUCCAACGCGCAGGCCCAGAUCCACUACAGGGGGAAGACGCACCAGAGGAGGCUGCGCCGACUGGCGAAGGCCGUCAGCACAGGUACCCUCUCCCAGAGCCAGGUCCACCCGCUCCUGGGCUCCCUGGCUCUGCCGGGUCGGCCCUUCCCGCCACGGACUCACGCCCAGCUGGAGCACUUCCUGCCGCUCAGGAUCAACGGCUCCUCGCCGCUCAGCCUCUUCCCCAAUUUUAGCACGAUGGACCCAGUGCAGAAGGCCGUGAUCAACCACACCUUUGGCGUGGCUCCAUCGCCCAAGAAGAAACCCGUCAUUUCCUGUAACAUCUGUCACCUGCGCUUCAACUCCACUAUCCAGGCGGAGGCCCACUACAAAGGUCACAAACAUGCUCGCAAGAUGAAGGCCUUGGAGACCCAAAGGAACCGGCAGAAGAACGGUCGCGGUCCGACUGCAACGGGGAAAGACAGAGGCCGGGAGAGGGAGACGAUGGGAAGAGGAAUGGUGCCCAUAGACUCCCAUUUCAAAGACAUACCAGACCUGAGUACUUCAUCCCAACCAGAAAACCUGCAGGGAACCCUGCUGGCACCUACCGCGCCCUCGCAGGCGCCACCCACAGACUCCUCCUCCCCGCGGUCUCCUCAGCUCCCCCCUCAAGUCCCCGCCGGCUCUCAGCUCGACAGUCCGCCUUCAGAUGGUCCGCCCGCGGCAGGGUGCGGCCCGGCCCCCGGGUCAGCCACUCGCUCUGACCCCCAGGAGAGCACCGCGGGAGGCGAGAAAGCGGCGGCGGUGAAGCGGCAAGAGGCUGAAGAGGCCAAGGGCGACAAAAAAACGCAUCACUGUCCCACGUGCAAAGUGACCGUCAAUUCCAGCUCCCAGUUGGAGUCUCACUGUAGUGGCUCGAAGCACAAACAGAUGCUUGACGGUCACCGCAGCAGCCACUUACAACGCAGGGUCAAGAUGACAUCAUCGCCCAGGCCCACCAGCCGAAUUAGGCAGCGAAUGAGCAACAAGACCAGAGCGGUUGUGGGUGUAUCCAGCAAGCCGUUUAACUGUGACUUGUGCCAGGUGUCAGUCAACUCAGAUACACAGCUGAAGCAGCACAUUAGCAGCAGGAGACACAAAGAACGUUUGGCUGGGAAGCCUGUCAAGGCGAAGUUCACACCCUAUAAUAAACUACAGUCCAGUGCAAUCUUAGCGACUAAACUGGCCUUGCAGAAGCAGCUGUCCAAGGCCCUGCCGGCAGGGUUCCUGACCAACCACCUCAAUCCAGCUGCUUUGUGCACCAUGGCGUCCGGACCCUUGGCGCUACGGUUUCCGCCGGGUCCAACGGCCUUCAUCCACGGCCCCCUGAUCAGCCCCACGCUCUUCAGGCCUGCUCCGGGACCUCUGAGGGCCACACAUGGACCUAUUAUCUUCUCUCCUUACUAGCAAUGAGCCACGCCAGGCCCAGAGGACGUACAGAAGAGCGGAGCCAACCUAGCCAAAUCUGGAGCGGGCAGGAUUAGCUUGGUAUCUGAAGAUAAAGCCCGGGACACCGUGAGGGACACCAGUACACUGUUAUGCCAUGAUGGCAGCAUGUUAAGUUGUGCAGAUGCAAGUCGUGAGAACAAGUAAGCACAAUCUCCUGGUGUGGCUUGAGAUUUCAGUGCCGACGGACCAGGAAAGGUCCAUCGCUCAGCUGUUCCAUCUCAACAAACUUUUGAGUGCAUGUUCCCCGGAGUCUGGACCCCUCUUAAAGCCAUAAUGACAAGCAUCUUAUAGUUUCAUGUAUAGGACAAUAAUAUACUAAUAAACUAGAGUGUGUAAAUGUUAUGUGUUUGUUGACAAAAUUAAGGUCAAGGAAAUCCAGAGUGAAAGUGGGUAUUUCCAUACAACCAUCCUCCUCUAAUGGAAAAGCGUAGGAAUAUCCACAACUACCGAUUGCUGAGGAUAUUCAAUCUCAACAAGUGUACAUCUUUACAGUUGUUGUCUGACGUGGAUGCAUUCUGAUUAUUUUUGACAAUACUUUGAUUUUUUACAUGUUGUGUUUCACUCUUGCUCUCUGUCUUAUGAGGUGACAAUCAACCAACACUCUGAAAUGAUGCCAAGAAUACUCGCCAUAUAGACAGGCUACAUAUAUGAUGUAUACAAUGAGAUUUAAGAUUUAUGUGGAUUAAUAAGUUAUUUACUAUUUACAGCUUGAUGCUGUUUGUGCAAUAUGAAGAUACAGGCUGAUUUCUAAUGCUAAUUCUCAAGAUGAUUUAUUCACAGAUAUUUAAAUGUACCUUUGAUUUCUUUAUUAAAACUGUUAUUUUUCCUAUAAAGCUGUAUUAAAUUCCCUUCCACUAACCCCUCCCCUUAAGCCGAAUCAUCCUAAGGAAUAUGUGUUUUUGAAGUCCCACCUGGUAAAAUUAAUGACGUGUGCAUCAAUUGCAAUAAUGUAAAUGAUUAUGUGCUAAAAAUGUCAAUAAUGUAUUCUAUAUGAACUUAUAAAUAGUAAUGUUUUUUUA